This is a messenger RNA of Triplophysa dalaica, 1171 nucleotides long. Its product is annotated as ADP/ATP translocase 3-like. Lineage: Eukaryota; Metazoa; Chordata; Actinopteri; Cypriniformes; Nemacheilidae. Gene Ontology annotation, molecular function: ATP:ADP antiporter activity. Gene Ontology annotation, biological process: mitochondrial ADP transmembrane transport; mitochondrial ATP transmembrane transport. Bases 39 to 938 code for a protein of 299 amino acids. The record is from RefSeq and is a predicted model, not a curated record. Gene Ontology annotation, cellular component: mitochondrial inner membrane. The transcript has 4 exons.
GGUUUAGUGAGUGUAAAGAACAUCCCGAGCACGUCACGAUGAUGGGAGAAACCGCGGUGUCGUUCGCUAAGGAUUUCCUUGCCGGUGGAAUCGCCGCCGCGAUAACAGAGACCGCUGUCGCUCCUCUCGAGAGGGUCAAACUGCUGCUGCAGGUCCAGCACGCCAGCAAAGAGAUCACGCCGGACAAACACUACAAAGGUAUUAUUGACUGUGUAGUGCGCAUUCCUAAGGAGCAGGGAUUCCUGUCGUUCUGGAGAGGGAACUUGGCCAACGUCAUCAGAUAUUUCCCCACACAGGCCCUCAACUUUGCUUUCAAGGACAAGUACAAGAAGGUGUUCCUGGACGGCGUUGACAAGCACACUCAGUUCUGGAGGUAUUUCGCCGGUAACCUGGCCUCUGGUGGAGCGGCCGGAGCCACGUCUCUGUGUUUCGUCUACCCGCUGGACUUCGCCAGAACCCGUUUGGCUGCUGAUGUUGGCAAAGCCGGUGCGGGGAGAGAGUUCUCGGGACUCGGCAACUGUUUAGCGCAGAUCUUCAAGUCUGAUGGUCUGAAGGGCUUGUAUCAGGGCUUCAAUGUGUCCGUGCAGGGCAUCAUUAUCUACAGAGCGGCGUACUUCGGCGUCUAUGACACGGCCAAAGGAAUGUUGCCUGACCCCAAAAACACGCACAUCAUGGUGAGCUGGAUGAUCGCUCAGACCGUCACGGUUGUCUCCGGGUUCCUGUCGUAUCCCUUUGACACGGUCCGUCGGCGUAUGAUGAUGCAGUCUGGAUGCAAAGGAGCUGACAUCAUGUACAGCGGCACGAUCGACUGCUGGAAGAAGAUGGCUCGUGAUGAAGGCGGGAAGGUUUUCUACAAAGGUGCCUUGUCUAAUGUGCUGCGAGGAAUGGGCGGAGCCUUCAUGCUGGUUCUGUACGAUGAGCUCAGGAAGGUCAUUUAAUCCUUUGAAGGAAAACCUGUUUAAACCUGUAAUGUAUCUGACUAGUGACUCAUGUGUGAAGGAAAUUCUUAGAAGACUUUGAGAACAUGUUAGAUUAAAAUAUCAUGAUAAUAUAUUUUUACCUUGAACAAGAUGUUUCGAUAGGCAAUGUUAUCGAUGUGACGUCACGUUUGACAAAAUCUGAAGUAUAUUGCCACAUAAACUUAAUUUAUAAAUAAGAAUAAAACACAAUG